Messenger RNA from Dryobates pubescens (Downy woodpecker), 2079 nucleotides. RefSeq names its product F-box protein 9 (gene FBXO9). Gene Ontology annotation, cellular component: SCF ubiquitin ligase complex. The transcript is spliced from 13 exons. Gene Ontology annotation, biological process: SCF-dependent proteasomal ubiquitin-dependent protein catabolic process. NCBI's taxonomy places the organism in Eukaryota, Metazoa, Chordata, Aves, Piciformes, Picidae. The coding region runs from base 227 to 1534 and encodes 435 amino acids. The record is from RefSeq and is a predicted model, not a curated record. Gene Ontology annotation, molecular function: protein binding.
CGACCUUGCGGGUUUGUCUGGUCGCGUCUCCGCUGCUCCCGGUCCGCCUGCCCCUCACUCGCCGGGAAGAUGGCUGCCGUACGCCGGGCCCGCAGUUACUCCCGCUGCGUGGUGCGCUUCUCCGACCGAGAACUCUGCUAAUUUCCUCCCGCGGGGAGGACACAGGGACCGAGCAGGGGGGGCAGAGACCCCCGGGACGGGACAGCGCCGCCCGAGCGUUGGCAGCAUGGCAGAAGCUGAAGAAGAUUGUCACUCCGAUUUGGUACGAACUGAUGACAAUGAAAGAUCCAGUGAAGCAAAUCUUCAGGCAGAGCUCCAGAUGUUCAGAGCUCAGUGGAUGUUUGAACUUGCCCCAGGUGUGAGUUCUAGUGGGUUGGAACCUCUGCCAUGCAGAGCAUCUUCAAGAGGACCUGGAGUAAAGUCUACAGACUCCAGAGGGAAACAGGAGAUAGCAACAGAGGAAAAGGCAAAGGAACUUUUCCUGAAGGCAGUGGAAGAAGAACAAAAUGGGGCCCUUUAUGAAGCCAUCAAAUUUUAUCGUCUGGCCAUGCAGCUUGUACCUGACAUAGAGUUUAAGAUCACCUAUACACGAUCCCCAGAUGGUGAUGGAGUUGCAAAGAGGUGUGUUGAGGAUAACAAAGAGGAUGGCAAAAUGGCUGAUCUCCUAUCGGAUUUCCAGCAGCAGCUAACUCUUCAGGAAUCUUCAGUGAAACUUUGUCAGCCUGAGGUUGAUGUCAGCCAGACCCAUAUCUCAGCAUUGCCUAUGGAAGUACUAAUGUACAUUUUCCGAUGGGUGGUUUCAAGCGACCUGGACCUGAGAUCAUUAGAGCAAUUAUCUCUUGUCUGUAGAGGAUUUUACAUUUGUGCCAGAGAUCCCGAAAUUUGGCGUCAAGUUUGUUUGAAAAUAUGGGGCAGGAGCUGCAAUAAACUUGUUCCCUAUGCCUCUUGGAGGGAAAUGUUUCUGGAGAGGCCUCGUGUUCGAUUUGAUGGCGUGUAUGUCAGCAAGACAAAAUACAUACGUCAAGGAGAACAAUCUCUUGAUGGUUUCUAUAGAGCGUGGCACCAAGUGGAAUAUUACAGGUAUUUGCGAUUCUUUCCAGAUGGUCAAGUUAUGAUGCUAACAACUCCUGAAGACCCUCAGUCUAUAGUUCCUCGCUUACGGACUAAAAAUACAAGAACAGAUGCAAUCUUGCUUGGCCAUUAUCGCCUUUCCCAAGAAACAGACAAUCAAACCAAAGUAUUUGCUGUAAUAAUGAAGAAAAAGGAUGAGAAACCAAUUGACUACCACAAGUACAGGUAUUUCCGCCGUGUUCCUGCACAAGAAACAGAUCACAGUUUUCAUGUAGGACUGCAGCUGUGCUCCAGUGGGCGCCAGAGGUUCAACAAACUUGUCUGGAUACAUCAUUCUUGUCACGUAACUUACAGGUCAACUGGUGAGACAGCUGUUACUGCUUUCGACAUUGACAAGAUGUACACCCCUCUGUUCUUUGCACGAGUGAAGAGUUUUACUGCAUUUUCAGAAAAGCCGCUCUAAGAAACACCUUUUCCUCUCACAAGUCUUGCAUGAAUGAAAGGUUGUAGUUGAUGAGCACUUAAGUUAUAAAUGUGUAUAUACUUGGAACAUUUUAAAAUUCUGGAGAAUUUUUUUGAAGGUAGUAUGUUUUAUUUGAUUGUGAAUGGCUGGGGUUUUGUUUUGAGAUCAAGCUUAUGAGUAUUAAAACACCUUUACUUGGUGACAAGAAUUUGAUAACAAAUGGUUUGAUUUGUUUAAUUGUGGGGUUUUGUUUUAUUUUGUUUUUUAACAGAUUUUAUAAAUCAGUCUGCUUAAAAUGUCAGCCUUCAUCUGCCAGGACAGUAGUUUGUUACAGGAAAAUCUCACUGUUCAUGGAACACUGUGGGGUCUCUGUUGAAGGCUUGAAUUGUGAAGGGAAGAAAGUUGUCUUACAUCUGUUAAACUAUGUGACUUAAAAGAACUUCAAAUAAAUGUUUUCUUUAAAUUAAACUUCCUCUGUUUGCCUUUAAGAUCUGGCAUUUUGUCAAUAUCUAACCUUAAGAAAAAGCAAUCAAGGGCAAGCUAGC